Molecule: messenger RNA, 1110 nt
Organism: Nerophis lumbriciformis (worm pipefish)
Lineage: Eukaryota; Metazoa; Chordata; Actinopteri; Syngnathiformes; Syngnathidae
Source: RefSeq, a predicted model, not a curated record
AUGGACUUCCCCGAUGAGCUCCUGCUGGCUGAAUUGAGUCACCUACAGCUCUACAACGACUCACUCUUUCAUAACAACUUUAGCAGCGGCGACAACGAGACAGACACCCUGCUGCCGACCAGCGUGAGGGCCACCAUUGUUGUGGUCUAUAUGAUCGUUUGUGUCAUCGGCCUGGUGGGGAACUUCCUGGUCAUGUAUGUCAUCAUAAGAUACACUAAAAUGAAGACAGCCACCAACAUCUACAUCUUCAACCUGGCUCUGGCCGACUCUUUAAUCCUCGCCACUUUACCAUUCCAGGGAACUGACGUGUUCCUGGGCUUUUGGCCGUUUGGAAAUGCCCUGUGCAAGGCGGUAAUAUCCAUCGACUACUACAACAUGUUCACCAGCAUCUUCACGCUGACAGUGUUGAGCAUAGACAGGUAUGUGGCUGUCUGCCACCCUGUCAAAGCUCUGGACAUGAGGACACCUCACAAGGCCAAGGUGGUGAAUAUCUGCGUGUGGGUGUUGGCUUCAGCCUUUGGCGUUCCGGCCAUGGUUGUGGGGAACGUUGAGGAGGAGCAUAACAGCAUCGAGUGCAUUGUCGUCCUACCAGGGCCUCCAGGUCACUGGGAUCCUGUCUUUGGCACUUGCGUCUUCCUCUUCUCCUUCCUCAUCCCUGUGGCCAUCAUCAGCAUUUGCUACAGCCUAAUGGUCAAGCGUCUACGCAGCGUUCGCAUCCUGUCUGGGUCAAAGGAGAAGGACCGCAAUUUGCGGCGCAUCACCCGGAUGGUUCUGGUGGUGGUGGCGGUAUUUGUGGUGUGCUGGACCCCCAUCCAGAUAAUGGUCCUAGCCCAGUCACUGGGCUUUAACUUGAGCAGCUUGUCUACGCAGGUCCUAAUGCAUUUAUGCAUUGCUAUGGGCUACGUUAACAGUAGCCUCAACCCGGUCCUCUACGCCUUCCUGGAUGAGAACUUCAAGCGCUGCUUUCGGGAAUUCUGCCAACCUUCGCCGUUCCGUCUCGACACUCAGCAGUCGGGUCGGAUGAGGAGCAUUGCUCGGGAAGUGGCAGCCGCGUACAGCUGCAAGGCUGAUGGCGGUGGGCCCGGUGGAGGGACUCCCAAUCCCGCGUGA